AGUGCUGUAUAAUAGUAAUUUAGCAUAUGACUGACUAACAAGAUUAGUUGACUAUUAUCAUUUAACAACAACAACAAAAAAAAAGACAAUCCCAUUUGUUCGAUUGCUUGUCUUAUUAACAAAAUUUAUCUGUCAUUAUUGAUAUAUUACCCAUUUCUUUAUUAUAGUGUUGAGGAAAUAUUCAUUAAACAUAAUUACUUUUAUAUCAUAUGUUAUAACUUAAAAGAUAUUCGCAUAAUUUAUAUGAUACAGUAUUUGAUUGGUCUAAGUCAUAGGCCUAGAAGUAUUGGCAUUUUCUACAUUUUUAAAGGAAGGGGUACAAGGCUAAGAGAAAAAACAUUACUUGAGAUGUGAUGCCCCUGAUAGGAAUACUUUUUUAGUGUUUUGCUUGUCCUGAAGUUAAAAUUAGUUUGAACUGAUUGGUUAUAUUGUUUUUUCCUACAAAAUUGCUUGGUGAAGUUGAGGGUCUCAGUCUACUAGCUCUUGUUUGGUAAAGUUAAUUUACCUGAUCAAGAAAGUUCUUAGUUGUUCAGGUUACUCAACAUCUUAAUUGCUUGGAUUUGCAGUAUUACUUUCUCCACUAAGAUGUCAAUUAUAGUUCUAACUAUGUUUUACUGACUAUUACAGAGAAUUUCAUAUUGCCGAAGAUAUUAAAGCUCAAGUCUACGUAAAUGCCUCAAGGCAGAAAGAAAAUCCCAUUCAGUGGAAAACAGAAGAAGUUACAGUUACAACAUAAACGAGAUAAAAAGAAAAAUCAAAAUGAAGAAACAAGCAAUGAAGACAGUAUUGUGACAUCUGGAAAUGUAUCUAUAGCAGAUGAGGGAAAAAACUUUCUGGAAGAUGUUGUAAAGUUAAACCAGCAGCCAUCAAGACAAGGUACAAACACAGCAAAUAGGUAUAGGCUGCAUUUUAGAAAAGAGACAAAUCAAGAAAUACAGAAACGAAAACAGCUGGCUGGGAUACCAUUUGAAGUGUUGUCACAGGAGGCUCUUGAAGUGAGUUAUGAAGACAUUUUUCUACCUGGAUCAGUUCUGGAUAUACCUAAACGGCCACCGUGGAACUAUAGUAUGUCGAAAGAACAGCUGGAGGCUAGGGAGCAGAAACACUUUAGAGAAUAUCUUCAGAAAAUUGAGCAGGAGUUUAAGAGUGAAGAAUUGAGCUACUUUGAAAUGAACCUGGAGACUUGGAGACAGCUGUGGCGAGUGCUUGAAAUGUCGGACAUUGUAAUGUUGAUCGUGGACAUCAGAUACCCUGUUCUGCAUUUCUCUCCUGCCUUAUAUGACUACGUAACAAGUGAUCUUGGGAAAGACAUUAUUUUAGUACUGAACAAGAUAGAUCUGGUGCCAGCUCCUAUUGUCUUAGCAUGGAAACAUUACUUCCAGCAACAGUUUCCACAGGUCUAUAUUGUAUGUUUUUCAGCUUAUAGUGGAAUGAAACAAGCAGCAGGAAAAAGAGGAAGAAGGAUUGGUAAGUUGAAGAUGGCUGCAGAAGGAGCAAAAAGACUUUUUGAUGUGUGUGAGAAAAUUGUUCACAGCAAAGUUGACCUUUCUAGUUGGGAAAAGAAAAUUGAAGAGGAAAUAAAUUCUAGCUUUUCAGCCAGUGAUAAUUGUGAAGAAGAAAAGAAUCCUUUAGUUGGAGCAGAGAUCAAGGUGACUUCAGCAGACUGUAGCCACUACCGGUCUGAGAAGUUCAAAGAUGGUAUCUUGACUAUUGGAUGUGUAGGUCAUCCAAACGUAGGAAAAUCAUCUGUCUUGAAUGGAGUAAUGGGUAAAAAGGUUGUGAGUGUUUCUCGCACUCCUGGCCACACCAAACAUUUUCAGACGAUAUACCUCACGCCAACUGUUCGACUCUGCGACUGUCCGGGUCUUGUUUUUCCUUCUAAAAUCCCCAAACCUCUCCAGAUACUGACCGGCUGCUACCCCAUCGCUCAAGUCCGUGAACCAUACUCCGUAGUGAUGUAUUUAGCGCAAAGAGUACCAGUUCCCGAAAUCCUCAAGUUGCAGCAUCCAAACCAGGAAGGCAAUAUGGCUUCUCAGCCUGAACCUUGGUCAGCCUUUGAUAUUUGUGAAGCAUGGGCUAUAAAGAGAGGAUUUUUAACUAAACGCACAGCAAGGCCUGAUGUCUACAGAGCAGCCAAUAACAUUCUUAGGUUGUCAUUGGAUGGAAGAACAUUAUGUUUAACAUUUUAUCCACCAGGAUACACCACAGAAAAAGAAAAGUGGUCUUUACAUCCAGAAGUAAACGAAAUAAAAGCGUUACAACAUUCUGAAAAAAUUAAUUAUAAUAAUAAAAGUGAAGUAGGAGAAGAAAACUUAUCUGAAAGCAGUAAUUGUGAAGAAGACUCUGAAAAUGAAAAGAGUGAAAAGUUUCUCAGCGAUGAACAAAAUAUGUUUUCUGUUUUGAGUGAUAUGUAAAAAAUCGUUGGAUUUUGAGAUAAAUAUAAAAUAUAACUGA
Molecule: messenger RNA, 2454 nt
Organism: Limulus polyphemus (Atlantic horseshoe crab)
Lineage: Eukaryota; Metazoa; Arthropoda; Merostomata; Xiphosura; Limulidae
Gene: Ns4
Product: guanine nucleotide-binding protein-like 1
Exons: 14
Coding region: 672-2414 (580 amino acids)
Molecular function (GO): GTPase activity; GTP binding
Source: RefSeq, a predicted model, not a curated record